AUGUCUUUGGAAGACGACUGGAAGAAGAACCUCCUUGCACCCAAGAAGGAUACACGCAAGAAGACAGAAGAUGUUGAGUCUCGGCGCAACGUCACCUUUGAAGAAUAUGGUUUACGGCGUGAACUGCAGAUGGGCAUCUUUGAAAAGGGAUUUGAGCGGCCGAGCCCUGUGCAAGAGGAGGCAAUCCCCGUCGCGCUGCAAGGCAAAGAUGUGCUAGCACGUGCCAAAAAUGGUACAGGGAAGACGGCUUCCUUCGUCAUUCCCGUUUUGGAGAAAGUGGACACACGAGAGCCACAUAUACAGGCACUUUUGAUGGUUCCAACCCGUGAGUUGGCACUGCAGACGGCGCAAGUAACAAAGGAACUUGGGAAACACAUUUCAGGACUUGAGGUGAUGGUUACAACCGGUGGAACGACCCUGCGUGAUGACAUCUUGCGUCUUCAAAACCCUGUCCAUGUGCUUGUGGCGACCCCAGGUCGUGUGGUGGAUUUGGCGAGCAAGCGCACGGCGAAGCUUGACCGCUGCCGCAUCAUUGUGCUUGACGAGGCAGAUAAACUCCUAUCACAGGAGUUUACGGAAUUGAUAGAGGACCUUUACACCUACUUGCCUGCCGAUCGCCAGUCUCUUCUGUUUUCCGCCACCUUCCCUGUGACUGUGAAGGACUUUGCAGACCGUUACCUGCGCAACCCGUAUGAGAUCAACCUCAUGGAGGAACUGACUCUGCGAGGUGUAACGCAGUAUUAUGUCUUUGUGGAAGAACGGCAGAAAAUUCAUUGCCUGAACACACUCUUUAACCGCCUCCAGAUCAACCAAUCCAUCAUAUUCUGCAAUAGCGUUAAUCGGGUGGAGCUGCUGGCGAAGAAGAUCACCCAGCUCGGUUAUAGCUGCUACUACAUUCACGCCCGUAUGCAGCAACAACACCGUAACCGCGUCUUCCACGACUUUCGUGAGGGGCAUUGCCGCAACCUUGUCUGCUCCGACCUCAUUACUCGUGGUAUCGACAUUCAGGCGGUUAACGUCGUGAUUAACUUUGACUUCCCCAAAUAUGCUGAGACGUAUUUGCACCGUAUUGGCCGCUCCGGUCGCUUUGGACACCUGGGCCUUGCGAUCAACUUUGUGACGUAUGAUGACCGCUACAACGUCUACCGCAUCGAGAAGGAGCUCGACACGGUAAUAAACGCCAUUCCGGGUGAGAUUGACCCUGAACUCUACGCCGCAUAA
Messenger RNA from Trypanosoma cruzi, 1221 nucleotides. RefSeq names its product ATP-dependent DEAD/H RNA helicase, putative. Gene Ontology annotation, molecular function: RNA helicase activity; mRNA binding; ATP binding. The transcript has a single exon. The record is from RefSeq and is a predicted model, not a curated record. Lineage: Eukaryota; Euglenozoa; Kinetoplastea; Trypanosomatida; Trypanosomatidae. Gene Ontology annotation, cellular component: P-body; cytoplasmic stress granule. Gene Ontology annotation, biological process: cytoplasmic stress granule assembly; P-body assembly. Bases 1 to 1221 code for a protein of 406 amino acids.